GGAGGAGGGUGGAGUAGAGAAAAGGGAAGCAGGAGGGGGGCUACAUCGCUAGGUUGUCUCCAAGCUAUGCUGCUGCCAGUAGCAGGUUGCCAAGCAGUUAUCAUUGCUUCUGCGAUGCAGAGACUGUUGCUAAUUGUAAAGAGCCUUGCAUCUUUUAUUCUCCUCUGACUUGGGUUAUUUUGUCCUCCGCGUUCCUUGCAUGGGUCCUUUUUUUUUUUUUUUCUUUUUUUUUUUAACAUGCUUCGAAAUCGACUGCUGAUUGUUGUGAUGGAAUAGUAACUCACUGGCUUUGGGGCAUUUAACCAGACGGUAACAUCACAUAGACUACUGCGUUGGGUACAAGUGGGGAGAUCAUGACCACAGCUAAAGAACAGAAUGCUCCCGUGAAAUCGCAGCAUCAGCAAGAGCAGGAGUUGGUGGGGAGCAACCCUCCUCAGAGGAACUGGAAAGGAAUAGCAAUUGCACUUCUUGUCAUUCUUGUAAUCUGCUCCAUGAUCGUCACAUCCGUCAUACUGCUGACUCCAGUGGAAGAUAAUAGCCUGUCACUCAAAGCCAAGGUAUCGCUACAAGAUUUGGUCAGUGGAGAGUUUGCAAUCCAUGAUACGGAAGCUAAAUGGAUAAAUGGUAAAGAACUGUUAUUUCGAACUCAGCAAGGCAACGUGGUAAAGCUAAAUGUGGAAAAGAACGAGUCUACCUUACUAAUAGAGAAGAAAAUGUUUGACACCUUCAAGGUCAGUAAAUAUGAAGUGUCUCCAGAUAUGAAGUACGUUCUCCUCGCAUUUAAUGUCAAAACGAUUUACCAGCACUCGUUUACAGCGCAGUACGCCCUAUGUAACCUCAUCACCGGUAAACUUACAGACUUAAACCCACCAGAAGUAGAAGUAGAGAAAGCAUAUCUCCAGUAUGCAGGAUGGGGCGCUAAGGGCCAGCAACUGAUUUUUAUAUUUGAAAAUAACAUCUUCUAUAAAAUGAAUGCUGACAGCCGCCCCAUUCGCUUGGUCUCCACUGGGAAAGAAGGAGUCAUUUUUAACGGGCUGAGUGACUGGCUUUAUGAAGAGGAAAUAUUUAAAACCCACAUUGCCCACUGGUGGGCUCCAGAUGGCGCCAGACUAGCAUAUACAACAAUCAACGAUACCAAAGUCCCCACCAUGGAGAUCCCUGUGUAUACAGGGUCAAUUUACCCAACGGUGAAAAAUUAUCAUUAUCCAAAGGCCGGCUCUGAGAAUCCAGUUGUCACCUUACAUGUUGUCAACUUGAAUGGGCCUCUUCACCACGUGGAAAUGACACCCCCUGAUGAUCAAAGAAUGAGAGAAUACUAUAUAACUAUGGUGAAGUGGGCAACCAAUACCAAGGUGGCAGUCAACUGGUUAAACAGGGCACAGAAUAUCUCCAUUCUGACACUGUGUGAUGCCAUUACCGGAGUUUGCACAAAGAAACACGAGGAUGAAAGCGAUGCCUGGUUACACAGACAGAAUGAACAACCAAUCUUCUCAAAGGACGGCAGAAAGUUCUUCUUUGUCAGAGCAAUUCCACAGUUGGGUCGUGGGAAAUUUCACCAUAUUGCAGUUUCUUCAUCACAAGCUAACAACAGUAAUGACAAUUUACAGUCUAUUACCUCAGGAGACUGGGAUGUUACAGAGAUUCUGGCAUAUGAUGAAAAGAAUCAAAAAAUCUACUUUCUCAGCACGGAAGACUCCCCUACUCGCAGGCAUUUAUACAGUACUAACACCAAUGGGAGCUUCAACAGACAGUGCAUCUCGUGCUUAUUGAUUGAGAACUGUACUUAUGUCAGCGCCUCGUUCAGUCACACUCUGGAGUAUUUCUUGCUGAAAUGUGAAGGUCCAAGGGUUCCAGUUGUUACUAUUCAUAACACAACAGACAACCAAAGUCUCAUUGAACUGGAAAACAAUCACAGAGUGAAAGUUGCAGCAGAUAAAAAACAGAUGCCUUACUCCGAGUUUCAGUACAUUCAAGUGGAUGACUACAAACUGCCAAUGCAGAUUAUCAAACCGGCAACCUUCAUAAACACAGCGCAUUACCCUGUUUUGCUUGUUGUGGAUGGUAAUCCUGGCAGUCAGAGCACCUCAGAGAAGUUUGAGGUCAACUGGAUAACAGCGUUGGUCAGCUCUUUCAGUGUUGUUGUUGUAAAGUUUGAUGGACGUGGAAGUGGCUAUCAAGGCACAAAGCUUUUGCAUGAAGUGAGGAAAGAGCUGGGAAGUUUACAAGAAAAAGACCAGUUGUCCGCUCUGGGAUCCAUAUUAAAAGAACAAUACAUAGAUAAGACGAGGGUUGGUGUUUUUGGAAAGGAAUAUGGAGGAUAUUUGAGCACACGUCUCCUGACAUCCAUGACAGAUGAGCUGUUUGCCUGUGGAGCAGCUCUUUCCCCUAUAACAGAUUUUAAACUAUAUGCAUCUGCCUUUUCAGAAAGAUAUUUGGGACUGCACACCAUAGAUAAUGGAGCAUACGGGGCAUAUGAGUUGGCCAAAAUAACAGUUCGAGAGUCCUUAUCGAAUAAAGCUAAAUUUUUGAUUAUCCACGCUACUGCAGAUGAAAAAAUCCACUUCCAGCACACUGCGGAACUCAUAACGAAUUUAGUCAAAGCCAAAGCCAAUUAUUCCUUACUGAUAUAUCCUGAUGAAAAUCAUUAUAUGAAGAGCCAAGUCAUGGAGCAGCACUUGCACAAGUCCAUUGUGAAUUUCUUUGAAGAAUGCUUCAGAAUUCAAGAUAAGCCCCCUGUAGUAGCCAUAGAAGAAGAAGAAGAAGAGGAUUAAGUUUUGUUCGUGCCAAGUACAAACCAGUUCUUACAUAACAAUAUGCAACUGAAUUGUUUUCCUUGGAAACUACAAAAUGUUAUGUUUAGCAUGUGUUUAACGGACCAGUGCCCUCUACGGCUUAUGCGACCGUACCACUUCCCAGGAAGAAGAACGUGAAGCAUGGUGGACUCAGCAAACAGUGCUGUCUAAUCACACAGCUUUUUGUUACCAAUAAAGGUUUCUUGUACUUCAAAAGAAUAAAAAGGGGCAAAAAAGAAA
Messenger RNA from Bufo bufo (common toad), 3032 nucleotides. RefSeq names its product dipeptidyl peptidase like 6 (gene DPP6). The transcript is spliced from 26 exons. Gene Ontology annotation, biological process: proteolysis. The record is from RefSeq and is a predicted model, not a curated record. Gene Ontology annotation, molecular function: dipeptidyl-peptidase activity; serine-type peptidase activity. Bases 354 to 2771 code for a protein of 805 amino acids. NCBI's taxonomy places the organism in Eukaryota, Metazoa, Chordata, Amphibia, Anura, Bufonidae.